AUGCGAAAUCUUGGUAAAGUACGAAUUGCUCUAAUAAUUAUUUUGUUGUGUACUUUGAUUUGGAUCGUCAUCUCAAUUCAUGUGCUCAUUUGGAAUACAAUUAUCGCUGGUAAAUGCUCGAAAUCAAGUCUAUACAAUACUAUCUUCGGAAUUUAUGUAUUUGUUAUUGUCGCAGUAGCACCACCUGUACUCAUGACAAUAUUCAGUGUAACUACACUACGUAAUAUACGUCUUGCACAUAGAGUUGUUCAUCCGACAUUAACACCCAAUGGAAUGCGUCAACGUGAUUAUCAACUGACGCGAAUGUUAAUAGCAGAAGUAGUCGUAUAUAUUUUGUCUACACUACCUUUUCCAGCUAAUGCUUUGUAUAAUAUAGUAACAAUGUCAGUAGCCAAAAGUGCUGAUCGACAAACAAUAGAAGCAUUUAUCAGCUUUAUAACAUCGACUUUUCUUAUAUAUAUCAAUCCAUCUUCAACAUUCUAUAUAUACUUAGCUACAUCGAAAACGUUUCGAAGUGAACUCAAAGCAACUUUUAAUAAUAUAGCAUAUCGAGUUUUUGGAAUUCCUCAGCGACCUCAAUUGCCAACGGAACUUAAUAGAACAAUUAUCAUAUAG
Messenger RNA from Rotaria sp. Silwood1, 615 nucleotides. The record is from the annotation of a GenBank genome assembly. NCBI's taxonomy places the organism in Eukaryota, Metazoa, Rotifera, Eurotatoria, Philodinida, Philodinidae.